AUGGUCAUCAACGACGGCAACUCGAUUAGUAUCUACAUUUUCCACGGCGGCACCAGCUGGGGCUUCUCGGUAGGCGCCAACUGGGACAACAACGCCUACAGCGCAAUCACCACGAGUUACGACUACGGCGCGCCUUUAGACGAGAGCGGCCGCCCCAACGCGGCUUACCAUGCCCUCCGCGGUACCAUUUCCGCCCGAUUCGACGGCAUCCCUGACGUGCCAAGCAAGCCACCCAUGAGCUCAACACACCCGAUCCACAUGAAGCCUUAUCUUUCCCUCCUCGAUGCUCUUCCCCCCAAGCACUCUUCUAAUGCCCUGACAGCCACAAGUAGAGCCCUCACUCUCGACGACGGGCCUCGCGAUCGGGUCUUGGUCUUUGUGAACAAGAAGCGCAUCGCCAUCGUUGACUCUCGCGUCCAGAACCGAACAGACGUCCACCUGGAUCUGAAACGCGGCGAUGUGCUUGACCUUCUGGUUGAGAACUAUGGCCGGAUCAAUUUUGGGGACCACCUCACCGAUCAGCGCAAGGGCAUCGUCGGCGAUGUCUAUGUUGGCAGUGUCCGUGCCCAGCCACCUGAUCAGUACCAGCUGCCGUGCGACCAACCUGGCAAUGCUGGCUGUAAGAACCAUGCCUAUUGGCUAUAG
Aspergillus calidoustus is the source of this 645-nucleotide messenger RNA. NCBI's taxonomy places the organism in Eukaryota, Fungi, Ascomycota, Eurotiomycetes, Eurotiales, Aspergillaceae. The record is from the annotation of a GenBank genome assembly.